UAUUGGCUAUAAGUAACCAUUGCACCUAUAAUUAUCUCUCAUCUCACAAAGAUUAGUGCGACUGUGUGUGAGAGAGAGAGUUAAUUAUGAUGGGAUCAGUAGAUUUAGAGUCUGAAACAUUGCUAAGAGGCCAAAAGGAAAUAUGGCAGCUCUUGUUUGGGUUUGCGGACUCUAUGGUAUUGAAAGCUGCUGUUGAGCUUGGCAUUCCUGACAUUAUACACUCUCAUGCCCGUCCAAUCUCAUUGUCCCAAAUAGCUUCAGGUAUUGACUCAUCUAGUCCUGACAUAGCCUGUCUUGAACGUAUCAUGAGAUAUCUAGUACGUAAAGACAUCUUCACAGCCCAUCAUGAUCUUCCAUCAGAAGAAUCAGACGGUGGUGGAGAGAUUCUGUAUGGACUGACCCGCAAAUCAAGAUGGCUGUUACGUGACACCGAGUUAACCCUUAAUCCAAUGGUGAUAAUGGAAAACCAUCCAUGGCAGCAAAAACCUUGGCAUUACUUAAGCCAAUGCGUAAAAGAAGGUGGGAUUGCUUUUAAAAAAGCUCAUGGCUGUGAAAUGUGGGAUUUUGCAUCUAAAAAUCCUGAAUUCAAUAGGGUUUUCAACGAGGGGUUGGCUUGCACAGCAAAAAUAGUGAUGAGAGCGGUCUUAUCAGGAUAUAAAGAUGGGUUUGAAGGUAUUAGAACAUUGGUGGAUGUAGGAGGAGGCACUGGAGGUAAUUUGGCUGAGAUUGUUAAAGUCUAUCCACAUAUUAAAGGUAUAAACUUUGAUUUACCACAUGUAGUGGCUACUGCUACUGCUUUUGAUGGUGUCUCUCAUGUUGGUGGCAACAUGUUUGAACAAAUUCCUGUUGCUGAUGUUGUUUUCAUGAAGUGGAUAUUGCAUGACUGGGGUGAUGAAUAUUGUGCGAAGAUUUUGAGGAACUGCAGAAAAGCAAUAAGUGAGAAAAAUGGAAAGCUGGUGUUAGUGGAAAUAAUUGUAAAAGAAGAUGGAAACAAGAAUGAAUUUGGAGAUAUGGGAAUGGUAUUUGAUCUCCUUAUGCUGGCACACACCACAGGAGGCAAAGAGAGAACUGAAAUUCAAUGGAAGAAAUUAUUGGAGGAAGGAGGUUUCCCUCGCUAUAACAUCAUCAAUAUUCCAGCUUUACCCUCUAUAAUUGAAGCCUUUCCACUCUAAUUUUCUUUCUUUUUUUAUUAUUAAUUGUAUGCCUAAUAUUGAUGGUUUGGUUUGUUUCCUCCUUUUUUUUUUGCUUUUAUUUGAAUUUCCGAUACUAUUUUUUCGGGUUUUUUCACUUAGCAUUUCGAGUUCCAAGCAUUAUGCUAAGUUUUUACUGGCUUUCUUUCUAUAAUAUAUUUCUAUUUUCUAAAUAAAAAAUAAAAAUAAAAGUAUGU
This is a messenger RNA of Jatropha curcas, 1387 nucleotides long. RefSeq names its product (R,S)-reticuline 7-O-methyltransferase. Gene Ontology annotation, molecular function: protein dimerization activity; O-methyltransferase activity. The record is from RefSeq and is a predicted model, not a curated record. Lineage: Eukaryota; Viridiplantae; Streptophyta; Magnoliopsida; Malpighiales; Euphorbiaceae.